AUGACAAGGAAGAAGAGAAAGAAAGGUUUGCUAAAGAAAGUGAACGAGCUCUCAACUCUAUGUGGUAUCAACGCAUGUGCCAUCAUCUACAGCCCUUACGACACCAAUCCUGAGGUAUGGCCAUCAAACUUCGGUGUGCAAAGAGUCAUCUCAGACUACCGGCAGUUGCCAGAGAUGGAGACUACAACCGCUGCUGCUGCUGCUGCUCCUUCUGAAGCGACCGGAACAUUGGUUAUGGAGGAGACUACAACCGCUCCAGCCGCUACGGUUCAACAGCAGAUGUUUCCAGUGGCGGAUCCAGAAAAUUUUUAA
Molecule: messenger RNA, 312 nt
Organism: Eruca vesicaria subsp. sativa (arugula)
Lineage: Eukaryota; Viridiplantae; Streptophyta; Magnoliopsida; Brassicales; Brassicaceae
Source: the annotation of a GenBank genome assembly